AUGGCGCCUCCGUCUCCCCAGCCGCGAGUGCGCGUGCUCGAACGCAUCCGCGUCGAGCCGCAGCCAUCUGGUUCUGAGCAAGAAGAACCUGCGCUCCCUCUCACCUUCUUCGACGUUGCCUGGCUCUUCACCGGCCCCGUCGAGCGCCUCUUCUUCUUCCGCCACCCGGAGCCGGCCUCCACGCUCCCGCUCCUCCGCUCCUCGCUCUCCCUCGCGCUCCGGCGCUUCUACCCGCUCGCCGGCAGAAUCAGGCCCCACGCGCCCUUCCUCUGCUCGUACACCCGUGGCGCCGAUGCCCUCACCAUGGUCGUCGCCGAGUCGGACAGCUCCGUCGAUUUCGACCGCCUCGUCGCCAGGUCGCCCAGGGACCUAGCCCUGAUCCGCCCGCUCGUGCCGCAGCUGCCGCCGCCGGGGGACGACGGAGCGUUCGCGCUCGCCGCCGUGCAGGUCACCGUCUUCCCUGGCCGCGGCCUCUGCCUCGGCGUCUCCGUCCACCACGCAGCUUGCGACGAUGCCUCCACCAUGCACUUCGUCCGCACCUGGGCCGCGGCCUGCCGCCUAGGCCUCGAGAACGACGAAGGAUCCGAGGACACCCUGCUGCCGCCGCCGCCGGUGCUGGACCGGUCCGUCGUCGCCGACCCCAACGACCUGCGGGGGAAGACGCUCGCCGGGAUGGCGCGCCUCGCCCCUCCCCCUCCCCCGACACCUCCGCCGCCGCAGCAGGAGGAGAACACGCCGAUGGUGAUGGCGUCGUUCUUGCUGCCGCGCGAGCAGAUCGACCGGAUCAAGGAGGGCGCGGCGGCAAAGGCAGACGCAAAGGCGUCGUCUUUCGUGGCGGCGUCGGCCUUGGCGUGGGUGUGCCUCCUCAAGUCCGGUUCCGCUGGCGUCGCGGGCGCCCAGCACAGCCACAUGCUCUUCUCCGCCGAGUGCCGGUCCAGGCUGACGCCACCACUGCCAGCCGAAUACUUCGGCAACUGCCUGCGCCCCUGCUUCGUGGAAGCCGCCACGGCGGACCUUCUCUCUGGCGAAACAGCGGACGGCGUGGCUGCGGCGGCGGCGGCGGCGAUCGGGAGCGCGAUCCGGGAGAUGGAGCAGGGCGUGCUGGAAGGCGCGGAGGGGUGGCUGGGCAGGGUGCUGUCGGUGCUUCCGGAGCGGCCCAUGUCCGUGGGCGGGUCCCCCAGGCAUGGCGUGUACGAAACCACGGACUUCGGGUGGGGCCGGCCGGCGAGGGUGGAGAUGGUGUCGGUGGAGAAGACGCCCGGGACGGUAGCGCUGGCGGAGAGCCCGGAGGGAGAUGGCGGCAUCGAGCUCGGGGUGGUGUUGCCGCCGGACGCCAUGGAUGCAUUUGCUUCGUGCUUUGCACAUGCCGUCGGCGCCACCGUUUGA
This is a messenger RNA of Miscanthus lutarioriparius, 1386 nucleotides long. Lineage: Eukaryota; Viridiplantae; Streptophyta; Magnoliopsida; Poales; Poaceae. The record is from the annotation of a GenBank genome assembly.